Molecule: messenger RNA, 378 nt
Organism: Mesorhabditis spiculigera
Lineage: Eukaryota; Metazoa; Nematoda; Chromadorea; Rhabditida; Rhabditidae
Source: the annotation of a GenBank genome assembly
AUGCAAACCAUUUCUCUCAGUUUCCGAACGCUACUAUGCACGAUUUUCACGGCCGUCCUGUCUAUCGCCGCCAGCUCGGAGGACACAAAGUGGCUGCCUGGAAUCCAAAUUUCCGGCGGGCCAGCGGCGCAGAGAAACCAACAACCAUCUAGGGUUAAGCGAUGGAUCCAGGGAAAGAAUGCCCUUACUCCGAAGCAAGCGCCACCUUCGCCACCUCCUCCUGCUCCUGCACCUGCUUCGGAAGCUGCGGAUACCGCAACCUUGGACGCUGCUGGCCCUUCCGCGGCCGAUACCGCAGCAAGCGACACAGCCGAAGCUCCAGCUCCAGCUCCCGGUUUCGACGCACCGGUCAUCAAUGUCCCCGUUCAGGCGUCAAUG